AUGACUUGCUGUCUGCUGUACCAUGGUGAUGUGGUUCCCAAAGAUGUCAAUGCUGCCGUUGGUACCAUCAAGACCAAGCGCAGCAUCCAGUUUGUGGACUGGUGCCCCACCGGCUUCAAGGUUGGCAUUAAUUACCAGCCUCCCACUGUGGUACCUGGUGGUGACUUGGCCAGGGUCCAGAGAGCUGUGUGCAUGCUGAGCAACACCACGGCCAUUGCCGAGGCCUGGGCUCGCCUAGAUCACAAGUUUGAUUUGAUGUAUGCCAAGCGUGCCUUUGUGCACUGGUAUGUAGGUGAGGGCAUGGAAGAGGGUGAGUUCUGA
Messenger RNA from Mus pahari (shrew mouse), 321 nucleotides. RefSeq names its product tubulin alpha chain-like. Gene Ontology annotation, molecular function: structural constituent of cytoskeleton; GTP binding. The coding region runs from base 1 to 321 and encodes 106 amino acids. Gene Ontology annotation, biological process: mitotic cell cycle; microtubule cytoskeleton organization. Gene Ontology annotation, cellular component: microtubule; cytoplasm. The transcript has a single exon. Lineage: Eukaryota; Metazoa; Chordata; Mammalia; Rodentia; Muridae. The record is from RefSeq and is a predicted model, not a curated record.